This is a messenger RNA of Acomys russatus (golden spiny mouse), 1341 nucleotides long. RefSeq names its product transmembrane protein 176B (gene Tmem176b). The transcript has 7 exons. The coding region runs from base 298 to 1107 and encodes 269 amino acids. NCBI's taxonomy places the organism in Eukaryota, Metazoa, Chordata, Mammalia, Rodentia, Muridae. Gene Ontology annotation, cellular component: membrane. Gene Ontology annotation, biological process: negative regulation of dendritic cell differentiation. The record is from RefSeq and is a predicted model, not a curated record.
AUCUGGCCGGUGGCAGCGGUGGUGAGCACAGAGGUUUCUUGGUGAGUAAGGGUUUAGUUCCUGCUCUGCAGAGGAAGCAAAGGGAUUCCCAGUGGAGUGGCUAGGGGCAGUGGUGGUACCGGGAGUCUGGAGGAGGCCAGCACACUGGCAACUGAGACUUUAUUUCUGACCCCUGGAACCAUAAAAGAAGGCAAGAACCUGGGGCCUUCACUGUGUUCCUGUGAAGUUUGCAUCUCCACUUCCUCCUUGAAGAGUUGUCGGACUCCCGCCCUCUCAACUCAGAGGUGCCCAGGAAAGAUGACCCAGACCACAGUGAUGGUGAAUGGAGUCGAAGUGGCCUCUACACUCCCCCCGUCCACUCAUAUCAACAUCCACAUCCACCAGAAGUCAGCUUUGGAGCAGCUGCUGGGAGCUAUGGGCUCCCUCAAGAAGUUUCUCUCCUACCCCCAGGCCACUGGUGCCUCCAAGGCCAGCCUCCAUCAUGGGCAGCUGGCUCUCGGGGUGACCCAGAUAUUGCUGGGGCUCAUGAGCUGCGUUCUUGGCGUGUGUAUCUCUUACGGGCCCCAGACUAAGCUGUGUGACACUGGCUGUGCCUUUUGGUCUGGGUCCAUGGCAAUUGUAGCUGGAGUUGGUAUCAUUGAACAUGAGAAGAGACAGGGAAAAUUGUCCGGCUGUGUAUCACUUGUUUUCCUCCUGGCUUGCAUGGCUACAGCUGGGGCUGCUACCGCUGUGGGUGUGACCAGCUUAAUCUGGCAGACCCGUGAUCCCUACCAUUUUAAGAUCAUUUCCGUGUGCGGCUCCUCAUACCCUGGCAUGGGCCGUGAGUAUAGGAUGGCACAACUCGCUGAGAGCUCGGACUGGAGGACAGAGACGUGCAGAGAGUACCUGAACAUGAUGAUGAACUUGUUCCUGUCGUUCUGCAUCAUGCUCACGGUUGCCUGUGUCCUGAUUAAUGUUGUGUCUGUGGCUUCCCUGGCACUGAGUCUCCAGAGUAUAAACGGCCGGAGCUCCCAGGCCCUGAAUGAGGAAGAGACAGAGAAGAAGCUUCUUGCGGGGGAUUCAGCACCCUCCUCUCCCAUCAAGGAGAAGAUUCCUGUCAUCCUGUGAGCUGCCUGAGCCCAUCAUGUGUCCCUGUCCAGAGCAAUCCAGGGAGGACAGUGACUGUUCCCAGGGCCUCUUCUGGCCCCACAGCACACACCUACUUUCGAUGUAGCCACAUUUCAGCCCCUUUUCUCCUCCUCUCUCCCCACUGUCCUCACUCUAAUGUCCUUUGGUCCCUGUGUAGCUCUUGUGUCAUUUUCCCCAAAGCUGAUAAAGCAGAAACAACCAGAAAAAAAAAUA